UUUUUUUUCUUUUCACAGAAACCUAAGAAAGCUCUCCAGUAUGGUUACCUGUUUGUUGCUCCAGGCAUUGACUUUGACAAUCCAAUGUCAAGAACAAGGAAGUGGCAAAGGCGGUGUUUCAUCCUAUAUGAGAAUGGAGAACUUUGCUAUGCAAUGGACUAUGAUCCGAACACAAUACCACAGGGUAUGGUGAACAUGUAUCAAUGUACUAAAGUAUUUAGUGCUGAUAAACUAACUGGUCAUCCUUUCUCUAUUGGUAUUGAUACACCUGAUGAAACAACAUAUAUCAGGGCAGAGACCAGGGAGGAUAAAGACAAUUGGUAUGUGACACUCAUUGAGUAUCCUGAAAUCAACAAGGAAGCAGAGAGGCAGAAGAAAAAGAAGAGAGGUGUCUUCCCCAUGCUUGAAAAGGAUUUGGAUAAACCCCAGAGGAUAGAGGAUGAACCUGCAGAGGCCAAACCUGAUGUACCAUUGUCCAGUGAUGAUCCAUUAUCAGAGAUUGAAAGCUUAGAACGAGAAGAUGAACUUGGUACAGAUGUCAUUUUAACCACUGCCAGAGACACUACUGACAUCUAUACUGCUUCAAGCAAAGCUGCCAGAAAGGAGAAGUCCAACCUCAGGAGAUCACACAGCGCCCUCGAGCAUCGGCCAGAGAAGUAUGAAAAACAGACAGUAAGGAGAACACCCUCUGCGCAGACGACCACUGCAGAAGCAUCGUCUUCAGCAAUAAGGAAGGAUAGGGAGCAAAGGUUGAAUCGGCGUCAUACAACUAUGGGAAGGUCAGAGGUCAAGGAAGUGCUUGGAAAUGAUGAACAGGAGGUGACAGGAAAAGGUGAUGCGUCAAGGAGACCGGUAUCAGACGGUUCCAGCCAUAAGUAUUCAACUAGUUCAGGGAUGCGUAGUAGACAUUCAGAAUCUGCCCUGUCAGAGUUAGAAGCAGAACUUGGGGGUCAGGCUGACUCUGUUCACAAAUCCCAUCGAGAUUCACUUCCAGCUCAAACCAGUAGCACAGAACCUUCAUUACAUAGAAACAAUAAUAAUGUUUACAAGGAUGUUUCACCCAGGUUGUCUCCUACGCAACAAGCAACAACAUCGUCCUCCCGUAAAUCCAGUAUCAGCGAAAGGAGUGUUUCACCAUCAGACUCUCAAUCUACCACCGACUCUCAAUCAAAGAAACCUCAACCGUCCAAAGCAGACACAAAUACCCAGAACCUGUUGUCGCAGGAAGAGUUACAACGCUUGGACGUUCCAAAGAGAGGGCGUUUGAAAAUGAACAAAGCAUUAAUUGAAGGAGAGACGCAAUCUCCAAGCAAGAGAACAAUAGAGAGAAGACGCCAUGCACAGGAGAGACGGAAUAGGCAUACUCUUGAUGGUAGCUCUGUGCCGUUCCCGAUCUCAGAAAGAAAAAGUCAACAAGAGGGUACACCUAGGUUAAAACGAAGUAGCUCAGAUCCAAACCUUGCAGACAAUGAAGAGGUGAAACGCAAGGAGAUUGCAGAAACAUUUCCGGGUUUAUUGCAUCUCAAGAAUGGCUGGCUAAUGAAAAGAGAUUCAGACCUAGAGGAAUGGAACAAAUACUGGUUUGUACUUCGGGACAACAAACUCAGCCACUUCAAAGAUUCAAGUGAUGAAAAUCCAAGCAAUCUAGCAGGAGCUGUAGACCUGGCUCAGUGUAAGGAAGCAUCUGAAACAUCAGCAAGCAGGAACUAUGGAUUCCAGAUCAUGAUGGAAGAUGAAUCCGUUCAUCACCUUGGGGCAAUGACCAGCAAGAUCCGUACCAACUGGAUUCAAGCUAUUAACAAGGCUAUUGCGACCGCCCAAAAAGAAGCAAGUCCUAACGUCCCUGAGAAAGAAGCUGUCAACCUUGUUGAAAUUGAUGCAGCUCCUAUCAAACAAGAAGAGACAACUCCUGUCCUGUCAGAGAAACCUCCACCCAUUCCUCAGACGACUCCUGCACCUGAUGUCAUACCUACCCCUCUCCCUAAACAGGACAGUAUUGAAACCUCAAGGUCUAACCUGACAAUAGACCUUACCUCUAGGCAUCGGAAGAGCAGUUUGGACAGUAGAAUAAGUGAUACUGCUAGUCCAACAGAGAAAGAACCACCUGCCUUCCCAGAACGGCCAGGAUCCUUCAGGUAUAAAGAGAGGCGGUCAAGAAGAUCAUCAAGAGGAGAAGAUUUCAAGCUGCAGAAGAGUUCAUCUAGGUCUUCCAUGAAUGGUCGGUCAUCAUCGACAUCUAGUGAAGUAUUUGAGACACCUCCAAAUACCCCAACUCCUAUUGAGCUUAGGAUAGAGGAGCCUGUGAGAAGGACAUCAGUAACAUCAACAAGAAGUGAACAAGGCAUCAGGGCAGAGUCUCCUAUACAGAUUCACAAAAUUGAGGCGGACAGUGUGAAAUCUCAGUUCGAACAACAAAAUGAGAGUGUAGCAUUUGAGAAUAAUGAGCAGAGGAAGAAUGCUGAAGGUUAUCACAGACUGCACUCAAUGGAAGGUGAUGAUGAACAGAAGGCUCUUGUCUCUCAGCUUGAGACAGUGGUGAAGAAACUGAGUCAGGUGGAACUACAGAACCAAACCCUUCACAUGGAAGUCAAGCAGGCACGCAAUGCCAGUGAGCUGGUCAAACAUGAGAAGGAAGAAUUGCAUGACCAGCUGGAGACUGCGACUGGAGCUCUGGAUAAGAGAUCUAAGGAAUGCAAGACCAUCCAGGCCCGUUUUGAGAAACUUGUCUCAGACUAUCAGGAGAGUGAGAAGGAAUUGAGCAAGGCCAGAUCCUCUCUGAAGGCAGAAAGGGACAAAGCCGUGACAAUGAUAGAGAGACUCAACCAACAGAUUGAGAUUGUAGAAGGGGAGAAGAAGGACUACAGGGAAAGGGCAAAGAAGUGGGAAAGUGAACUCUCCACACAGAACAAAACUAUGAUGCAUCUAGAAAAGAAUCAGGAAGAAUCUCAGAAAAUAAUCAAUAAGCUCUUAGCCAAACUGGAAGGCUACAAGCAGAGGAUAGAAUCCAAAGGAGUGGAAGAUACUGCAGCCAAUAAAGAACAUAUAGCAAAGCUUGAGAAACAUCAGCAAGAACUGCAGGCUGUGAACAUACAGCUCCAGACCAGACUUCAGGAGAUGGAACAAGAGCUGGAAGCAAGGUCUGCAGAAAACACUCAAAGGUUUGAUUCUGAAAGUGAAUUUGAAACAGAACUUGCAGACAUGAGGAUGGAGCUUUCUGAUCGUGAUGAGCAAAUUGAACAACUCAGUGAACAGCUGGAGGCUGAAUUCUCAGAAAAAUCUGAGCUUCAGAAGAAAUAUGAUGGCCUGCUUGCAGAGUCUGCACAGUUUGUCCUUGAGGGGCAGGGUGAUAAAGUACCAACAGGGUCUGCAGGUGACAUGGACUUGGACAACAGACUGAAAGAAGCAUCAGCGAAAUUGGAAAGCCUCAAGAUGCAGCUCUCUAAUGAGUCUUCUUUAAGAAAGCAGACAGAAGACAAGUUAAAUGUUGAAGCAUCUGUAAGGAGGGAGCUGGAGGAUCAUAUGAAGGAAAUGGAAGAGAAGCUCAGGAAUGCCAAUGAAGAAAUGCACCACACAUCUCAAAUCCAGGAUGACACAAAGAACUUGAUGGAAUUGCUGCAAGGGAAGAACAAAGAAGUGGAGAAACUUCAGACAGAGAUGAAGAGAAUGGAUGCAGACAGGAUAUCAUUGAUGGAGCAGACUGGUAAACACCAAGCAACUGUGGAUGCACUCAAACAACAACUGAAAGAAUCUGAAGAAGCAAAGACAACCUUGGAAGGAGACUUUGAUUGUGUGCUACAUAGUAAAGUAGACUUGGAAGAGUCUUCUAAACAACUAACAGCAGAAUUGGCCACUGUCAAAUCAGAGGUAGAAUUGCUGAGGCAGGCUUCGCAGAAUGCGAGCAGUGCUGAAGCAGAAGAGACAGCCAAAAAGGAGGCGACAAGGAAAGAAAUUCAGCUGCUUCAGGCUCAAGUGGAGAAAGUUCAAAGCAUGUACACUGAAGAUAUGUUUAAAAAAGAGCAACUUCUAGCUGAAAAGCAUGAAUUCUAUUCAGAACUUGAGAGAAAAUUUGCGAAUCUCCAGUCCCAGUUGACCCAGAAGGAAGAGGCACUUGCCAAAAGUGAUCGGGAGUCUGGUGAGAAGGUGCUGGAGAUGACACAACAAGUGGAACAAUUGGGACAGAAGGUUGAAAGGGGUGACAGGGAGCUUAAGCGGUUGAGACAAGAGCUCAAGUCAUCCCAAGAUAACUAUGACGCUUUGGAAUUAAAGCAUAUGCAGAGUGUUGAAGAAGCUAAGCAGCAGCAGAAGAGCCAGCAAGAACAGCUUGAACUGAUGGGUAGGCGUAUCCAAGACCUGACUAGCAAGCUGGGCUUAGCAGAACGCAAGCUUGCAGGGGCAACUUCUGCUGCUUCUAAGACAGCUGAUACUUCUGAGAGCUCUGACUGUCCAUCCAGUGAUGGUACAGAUGGAGGCUUAAAGAUUAAGGUGUUGGAGUCACGUCUGGCAGAGAUGGAGAAGAAGCUUAAGCAGGUGACCCAUCGGUUGGUGGAUGUAACUACCAGGGAGCUUGAAAAGCGCAAAGCUUACCAGGCCAAAUGCAUAACAGAGAAUAGGCUCAAAGAUCAGGUGCGUGGGCUGCAAAGAGAAGUGCUUGCCCUGAGACAACAGACAGAGAAGGAAGAACAGAAUGAAGAGCUUCUCCAGGCCCAGCAGAGAAACCACGCCCAGAUAGUAGAGGAGAUUGAGAGAAAGCAUAGAAAAGAGAUGGAGGAUAGAGAAACAGAGAGGAAACUAGAAAAGGAGAAAGAAGAUGAGUCUGUCACCACAGCGAUAUCAGUAUUAAAGGCAGCAUAUGAAGCUGAGCUAGAAAAGGAGAAGCGUUUAUCACAAGAAUCUUAUCCUAAAGAUGUUGAGACCAUCAUGAAAAGGCAUAGAGAGGUAGUGACACAGAUGAACAGAGACUGGGUCAUCCUAUCUACAAAGUUCUCUGAACAAUGUAAGGAGAAUACCAUGUUAAGUAAAGCUCUGCGUGCCAUGCAACGCUCACAGAAGGAAGCCCAUGAGAAGCUACAGAAAGCCCAGGUAGAUAAUAGAAGGAAAGUCUCAUCACUUGGAGAGCAACUUGAAAGAAUAGAGAUGGAGGAUGAUGAUGAUGAUGAGGAUGAUGAAGGGCAAGAUGCUGAAAAAGAGAGGAAAUUGAAGGUGCUAGAGAUGAAUCUGAGAUUACGAGAGCUGGAGCUAGAGUUUGCCCUAGAAGAGAUAGAUACUUUGAAAGAAGGAGGAAGAGAUAGACAGAAGACAAUGGGGGAGAAGGAAGACAUAUCAGGAGCUGGAGAGAAACCUCGCCGGAGCUCUGUCACAACUCCACCAGAGUCUGAUGGUGCCACGCGACCAAAAAACCGAAGAAGUCUUUCAGAUUUAACACAUAUGUUCCACAAAUCAAAAAAAGGAGAAAAGAAGUAACCAAACUGAAGGGAGGAUCUACCAUUAUUAAUUCCUAGCUCUUAGACGAAUGGGUCAACAUGCUGAAUUUAGAACAGACUUUGUUACUAGUAUUUAUUAAUCUCUUGCUCUAACUCCAGCAUCAACCUAUCUUAGUAUGGAUGGUGUUCAACACUUCCAAUCCCAGUCUUCACAAAGGAACAGUUGGUUACCUGUGCUAUACACGUCUGGUUGGUUAUCCAUCUUAAUUUGCCCCCUUCUUGAAUAGCGCCCUCACCAGACUUGAUAAAUCAAAUGCUCAAUGUGGUUUCCUCUCAUCGUGUCUUGGAUGUCAUCUGUGCAUCCUUUAAGUCUGGCUCUGAGGCACCUGUGCUACAAGUCUAGAAUCAUGCCACUCUUGUUCAGCAGUGGUCUUUGGAGGGUAACCUGGGUGCACCCCAUCUUCCAUCCUCUGAAAUAUUCUGAGGAUUCAUCUCCAAGUAAAGACCUAAUCUGUGUAUGGUCUAAACUGCCUUUCAAUAAGAGAGAAGAUUCCUAUACCUAAUCCAUUUUCUUUAUCUAGUAACUCUCAAUCAACCAACACUUUCAAAACUCCCGACUGCCUUAAGAACUGUACCCUUGUAGAGGUUACAGUAUUCUGUUAUUUAGUCACCCAACUUAUAGACCUUAUGCAACAUGAUAUUGCUUUCUCCGUUAGAGGAUAUAGGAAUGUAAGCUUCAGAUCACCAAUACAUUCAAGACAAUGAGUUGAACCUAAAAGAUGGCUGUGUAAUGACGUUAAUACAUGAGGUUUAUUUUUACUGAAAUGCUCUUUAAUGUGUCUGCCAUGAUAUAUUCAUUCAAACCUUUAUCUUGACCAUAGCUUCUAUCAUCAAUUAUUUAUGUAGUAUUUCAGUCAGCAGUAUUCAUUUAUAGAAGCUGGUAUAUUCAUCAUUUCUUGUUCUCUUAAUUAAGCCAAAGUUAUAUCAAAAUCAUAUGUAACAAAUAUGAUUUUAUAUUGUCUUGUUACCACUCCCAAGUGGAAGGAUGGGGGGCAUUCAGAUAUAUUGGUGCGCACACUCGUAUUCAUAGUUCUUGAUACUCUUAACAUUUUUGUUCCUAACUUUAUUCCCUGAACAAGAUAAAUCUAACCUAUAUAAACCAAAAUUUAGGAUCACCCAUUUUUUUACUCACACAUAGUCACCAGUUUACCUGGGGUGGGAAUAAAAAAGGCACAGAAUUCUUGUAUUUUCUAUUGAUUUGUAUCAGUCUGCCCUGGCAUGUACAACUUGGGCUGAAUAUCCUUGAAAAUAUCCAGACAUAUUCACAUGUUUAUACUGAUUGUGUAUUUCAUGAUUCACAUCAAUAAAUAUCUGUUUUGAUGUGCAUAUGUGUAUACCAAAAUAUUUAAAUCCCCCUCCUCCCUCUGGAGGUACUACUUCACUGCUCUUGUAAUGAAUUCACUUUAGUUGGCCAGUCCUUUUGUAGUGACUAGAUUCAUAUCUUCUCUGUUAGAUUUUUUUUACGUAUAUAUCCACAAUCGAUAUUAUUUUUCUAUCAAUUAUCAGGAUUGAAGACAAUUACUAUGUCAAUUUAAACUUUUCUAACUCUCCAAACUUCCUUGUUUUCCCUUUAAUUCAUAUUUGUUAAAUCUCAUCACACUUUCGUAUAAAGGAAGAUGAUAGUUUUGUCAUUUCUGAUAUAAUUCAUUUUAUGUAGAUUUUGUUACAAUAUUUUUUAGUAACCUUGUAAACUUAUUUGCUGUAUAUAUUUUGUUAAUAAAUCCUCCACAUUUUAAUAUAUUUUUUUUGUUGUACAAUAUAUUUAAAGAUUUUUUGACAAUAAAUAUACCGAUAAACUAGAAUAAAACAUUGCUUGCUUACGCUUUCUACUUCAAGGACCAAUAUGUCAUCUUUGUGGUUUAGUUUCUUAUGGAACCAUGGCUAGUUAUGCAUUGUAUAUGAACAUUGAAUGUGUACCAUUUGUAUUAACAUCCUUUUAGCAGAAAUAUCUGCAUAACAAAUCUGUUUAACGAUGGUAAAGUGUGCUCUUAUCUUGUUGACUUGAAGACGAGUGUACAUAUUAAUAAUAUCACUGUUUAACCAGUGUAAUAGAUUCCCCCAAUACCUCAAUCUCACUGUGUCUUGCCCAUUAAUACACAACAUAUUCCUCAAUAAACGAAUCGAUUUCCAGGCAGAGAACUCGCCUUAAUGAUAUCAAAUAAAUGCCCGAGCAGCUCUUACUAAUCAUAUUUAUUUAUUGCAUGUAUUUGUAGAGUGUCUUUGCAGACCAUUGAUUCUUGUAAAGAGCUUCAUGUAUGUAUACAACCAUGCUGCAUGGUUUUGUGAAGUGUAGAAUAUGAAUUUUGCGUGCAUUACAUUGUAUUUUGAAAAGAGAGUAUGUUUUUGCAACCCACCAAACUUAUCUUACUGUACGAAUGAUGUAAUUCAGUUUUAACUUCUUUUUUAAAAAGUUGCAUAUUUUUUAUUUUUUAAUAUGUUGUACUUUUACUUUAUAAACUUUGUGGCAUAUUCAAAGGUAUUUUACUUAUUUCAGAAUUACAUUUGCUGAUGUCAAUCUACUGUUGUAUUUUUAUGUUGAUUUUAGUGCUAAGAACAAAAGAAAUCAAUAUAGAUAUUUUCCUCUUUUUUUAACAUAGUUUCUUCAUCAAGGAAUAAUUAUUAUCUAGACAAAACAAUGUAACAGCUAAGAUAAGCAUGUUGUUUUUGUGACCAAACAAGUUAUGAGAUAUAUUCCAAAAUGUUAUUCCAUUUUUUGACACUUUUGAAGAUCUAGGUGUAGAUUAAUCAGUUAAUAUUUUCUUCAAAAAAGAUUUUUAUAUCAUUUUAUUCAACCAAAUAUUUUUUUUUUGCUUUGAAGAAAAAAAAUUCCCAUGAUGUAGGGAUUUCAUAUCAUUCUUUGUUGAAUAUCGUCCUACUUUCUUUUAUUUCAUGUUGUGCUAAUUUUUAUAUGUUAACAUAGAGAUUUUUAUUGUCUGUGAUGGAUAAGAGUUUGAUAGAACAGUCACCUUAUUAGGUGUGAAAUGGAUGAAUGUAUUAUUAGUUAGACCUUUAUUAAUAAAGCAAAUAAUGUACAUCUUUUCUUCCAGAUAAAGUAUACUAGCUGUAUAAGUUUUGUAUGUUUUUCCAUUUGUAUACAUUACUAUUAAUUAUACAUUAUUUCGAGUCAUCAUUCAUUGCUUUUCAUUAAAAAUGACAGACUUUCUGUUUUAACGAAUCUGUUACUUCACACAUUCAGUUCUGAUACAUAAUUUCUAAAUGUUAGUAUAAUCAAGCCAUGGGUCCAAACUGCAUCAGAUUACUUUGGAAGAAAUAUCAAUUUUAGCAUAUUCUAAUCACCUUUUCUAUCCUUGUGGGGUGGUAUUAGUCAUCUGAUGUUCCUUAUCAAAUACAUUAUAAAUUAAUUUAUUUAAAUUUGAAUGUAAUCUUCCCAACUGUAUAAUAAAAUGCUACUUCCAGAUUUGUAAUUUGUUGUUUUCUAAGCGCUUUUGAGUAUAUUUUCUUGCAAAAUGUUUUCUACUCUGUGCUUUCAAAGUGUAAACAAUUCAAUUUAAAGCAAUCUAUGUAAAUACGUAAAACAUAAUAGCGUUAACAUUUUGAGAGGAGAGGGUUUUAGAAAAUUGAACGAUAAGAGAGACAGAGAGAGAGAGCAUGAAAGAGAUGAUAUAAUAUUAAUUUGAGUGGGUAUAGACUUGUUAUGUUAUUUAUAGUGAAUGUGAAUUUAAAGUCCAACCUACCUGAUGAUAGAGUGAUGGAUGUGUGUACAUAUUUAAUAUCUUCCCUUUCCUAUAGCCCGAUUCCCUUUUGUUGUAUAUCUCAUCUAUUUAUUUGUAGUGGGAAUAUGUAGUCGACCCUCCUCAUUUACAGAUUUUAUUUUAUAAGCAAGAUCAGUAUUUUACUCUGUUUUAUUCAUGCAGACUAUGUCUUUUGUGAUGACCUUUUAGCUAUGAUUAUGUCAUUUUUUAGGUCACUUAUAUGUCAACAGCAGAGAUGAGAAAGAGAAGAAUUUAUUGAAUGUUAUUUGUAUCUUGAAGGUACGAGUGUUGAUACAGCCAUUCAUGUUUGUAUUUUCUCUAGACAAAGAUCAAAUGACGAGUUUCUGACAUUAUAUGUAAUAAAUAACAUGUAUUCUUUAUGAUAGUAUUAAUAAAUCUACAUCAAUAUUA
Molecule: messenger RNA, 9604 nt
Organism: Lytechinus variegatus (green sea urchin)
Lineage: Eukaryota; Metazoa; Echinodermata; Echinoidea; Temnopleuroida; Toxopneustidae
Product: myosin phosphatase Rho-interacting protein-like
Exons: 19
Coding region: 85-5460 (1791 amino acids)
Biological process (GO): actin filament organization
Cellular component (GO): actin cytoskeleton
Molecular function (GO): actin filament binding
Source: RefSeq, a predicted model, not a curated record